UUCACACACACACACAUCUUGCCCUAAAUGGCUCUUAUAUAUAUAAACAAACGAAACCAACACCAAAAUCAUCAUUCACUUUGAUAUUUACACAAGUUAUUUAUAAAGCGCCGACACUAGCUAGCUCGCUAACUUAAGCGUACUACCCUAGCUAGUCCUCCCAUGGCUAAGUUGAAUAUCCCAUCAGGCGGCGGGGGAAAGAGAAAGCAGACCAUUGUGAAGCUCAAACUUGUGGUUGAAAUGCUACAGAAGACUGUCUUAUCUGGAUCAAAGAAAUCCCAUGAUAAUAAUCAAGCUUCUUCACCCUCCUUCUUCGAAGACGACGACGACGACGACGAGGAGGAGGAGGACGUGAAGGUAACUGGCGGCGGCAGAGUUCCGGCAGACGUGAAAGAGGGUCACUUUGUGGUAUUCGCGGCGACCGGGGAAGGUGAAGCGAAGAGGUUCGUAGUUCCCCUAAGCUAUCUAGAGUAUCCGCCAUUCAUGAGGCUGCUGAAAGAGGCGGAGGAGGAGUACGGUUUCGGUCGGGAAGGAGUACUGACGGUUCCUUGCCACCCGGAUGAACUGGAGAGGUUAUUAUCAUCUCACCAAUUGCAACAGAAUCGAAGAAGAGCAUCAGGAUCAUUUAUGCUCAACACCCGCUUGACCAAAUGGGUCGAUCUAUCUACCUAUAGCCCUGUCUAUUAAUUAUUUGUUUUAAUUUAAUUAAUCACAAUAAUUAUCAGUACGUACUUGUUUUAUGUUUAAACAAUCUCAUUAUUUGUUUUUAAUCUAUUUUCUUUCAAUA
Molecule: messenger RNA, 787 nt
Organism: Impatiens glandulifera
Lineage: Eukaryota; Viridiplantae; Streptophyta; Magnoliopsida; Ericales; Balsaminaceae
Exons: 1
Coding region: 163-687 (174 amino acids)
Biological process (GO): response to auxin
Source: RefSeq, a predicted model, not a curated record